Trichoplusia ni (cabbage looper) is the source of this 2912-nucleotide messenger RNA. RefSeq lists its product as uncharacterized. The coding region runs from base 214 to 2700 and encodes 828 amino acids. NCBI's taxonomy places the organism in Eukaryota, Metazoa, Arthropoda, Insecta, Lepidoptera, Noctuidae. The transcript is spliced from 20 exons. The record is from RefSeq and is a predicted model, not a curated record.
GUCUAUUUAAUAAACAGUUAAAAUGGCUGUCAUUUGUGUAGAAAACAGUUGAAAUUGAAUUUGACGGUGUUAUCAAAGAUCUUUUUAUCAUUUUUACUAGUUUUGUUGUUAUAUAUUCGAACAUUCGGACAUAUCUGUUCAUAAAUAGUAAUAUCAUUCUUUCAAACGUUUAACAAGACAUAUUUCAUUUAUAAUUUGCUUGAAACUUUAAGUAUGGACAUGGAUGUGGACGGCAGCGAAAAUUUCAGUAACGCCUCGGAAGGCGGAAAGUUUUCUAAUUUAAAGGCAUUUGUAAACGCGGCACGUGAAUUUGAAGCGACACAUAGUGAAACUGCUGUGAAUUUGAUGACGAGAUAUCUCGGGUUAAUUGCCUCAUCAUGUGACCUGUCAAUCUUCUCCCCUGGCCGCUCAGAAGUGUGUGCUUUCUUCAGCUCACUAUGGAGAGUGAUGUGCGAUGGACGUGGCCCACACUGGGCUGGGGUUGCGGUGUUAGCCCGCGCUGCUAUAGAGCCCAGUGCUAGACAUGCACUCACUCAUACUUAUAAGUUUAUGCCCAUUUUGGCUCGCUUACUAUCAGAUUCUAUAUCAAAUGACAAGAAAAUUAAACUACUUAGUGUUAUGCAGGAAAUAUCCUAUGGUAUAAAAAUAAGCUGGCAAGAGUCCUACCUCGCCGGUCUUAUGAAGCAGCUCACAGAAUGGAUCACUCAGCCAAUGACAGAGCCACAACACCGCACCAUCGGACAUAAGUCACUAACUGUGUUAGUCAAUGUGUGUUAUGCAAACCUGCCAGCAAUAUAUGCAUUGAUGAGGACUGUGGAUACUAAGGAUUUUGUUGUGCAUCUUAUAAGUUUGAAGGAGGGUGGUUACGGCGGCGUGGAGGUGUGCCGCCUGCUGCUGUGCCUGUCGGGCGCCACGCGCGGCGCGGCGGCCACGCGCCAGCCCGACGUGCACAGCUACCUCUGCUGCACCAUGCGCACCUUCAUCAAGGCCGUCAGUGAAAGAGAUGCUACUCAACUCCUACACGCGUACACGUUUAUCAACGACCUGUGCACGGACCCCAACCUGCAGGGGUUUGUGCUCACAUACCCGCAUUUCAUGUCUUGUCUCGAAGAAGGAUUAAAGGAUGUGAAAGAGCUGUGCAGGUCGGAUCCAGACGAAAUGAGUGAACCAGAGAAUGCUACAAACUGCCUUCGUAAUGUACUUAAGUUCCUGACUGUCUUAGUUAAUUUAGAUUUAUACUCGAUGAGAAGUCACCACGGCGCGCUCAUCUGUUUGUGUAUGGAGGCGAGUCGUAUGUGUCUGCCGGAGUCCCUAGAAUUAUUCGCUGCUAUUGUGUCACAAUAUAAAGAUGAGGGCCGACUUCCCCAAGAAUUGAUUUCGGUGAUAAGUGACGGCCUGCCCGGUCUCAUAGUACCACCGGCGUUGGAACCCGGGAAAGCUGGUUUACAGUGGUUGCAAGUCAUAGGUGCUCUGUGCGAGUCCCAAGAGACCCAGGAGCGCGUGUUGCAGGAGGUCACGCCCGCCGCCUUCGAGGACACGCUCUACAGCGUACUGCAACACACCGCGCAGAAUGGCGUAGUAGGUGCGGAAGCGUCCCAGCAAGCCGUAGUAGUGGGGUGUCGUACUGCACUAACCCUGGCGCCGCUGCAGCGCAGCUGGGAGGCCGCGCUGGCGCGCAUGCUCGCACACCAUCAGGUUAGAAAACUGCUGUGUGCUGGUUUGACGAGUAGUAAUGGUUCGCGGCGGCGUCAGAUACUACAGCUGGUCAAACAUCACUGCUUCCCUUCGGAUCAGAUGAACCAGGUGUUCGGCGAGUCGAGUCGCGGCGUGAGUCCCCUUGCGGCCCCCCCGGGCGCGGCGGCGGAGGGCGGCGGCGAGCCCGCGUGCUGCGCCGCGCGCCUGCAGCCGCAGCAGGAGCACGCCGUGGACGCGCUCGUGGCCGCGCUCGCCGACAAGCUGCGCGACGGGAAGAUUGCGGACAUUGCUACAUCAAGUGUUAUGGAGUUAUAUGGCUACAAAAUGACGUGCUUAGAGCAAAGACUACAUUCUCAUUCAGUCGCUUUACAAGGUGCGAGCGAGCAUAUGGCAUCGUUACAGCAUGCGCUCGCGAUGUUACAAGCAACGAACUCGUCUCAACAGGAUGUUCUGUACACCACACAGAUGCAGAACGAAAGGCACAAGAAAACGAUAGAAGACUUACAUAAACAGUUGGAAGAUGCUGAAACUACUCUACGAGGGUUCAGAGCGAAGCUGGCGGCCGAGAAACUUGACAAGGAACAUCAGAAGGAGAAUCUACACAAGGAGUUCCGUGCUGAAUUGGCUGGUCUAGAUAACGAGAUGAAAACUCGCGAGCGGGAAUUCGAGGAGAGAUUGAAAGUAGCCGAAGCUGAUACAAGAGCGGUACAGAAGAAACUAGAACAACAGACAAACAAGAACGGUGAGCUAGCGGGCGUCCUGAUAAAGUUUGAGGAGCGAGUGAAGCAACGCGACAAGAAACUAGAGGAGGCCGCCGCACACGACGCCGCGCUACGGAAGGAGAUCGAGCAGAGGGACUCGACCAUAAAACAGCUAGAGAAGACAGUGCUAGAGCGUGAGAACCGCCUGUACCAGCUGACGACGCAGCUGGAGGAGAUGAAGCGCGUGCAGGAGAUGGUCGCCAAGCUCAUGAGCAAGAGCUCCUCCACCAGCGUGCCCAGCUAACACCAGACACGUAAAGAUCGGCUGGCUACAGAUCUCCAUGCUUCAAGAUAUUUUAUACUGAUAUUUUCAUCGCAUGAACUAGAUUUUAAUAUUAUUUUACAAGUAUUUUUCAUAUUGAGUAUAUGAAUGUUUCGAUAAUGGAAUGUCAAAUUAAUAAUGUUUAUUGUAUAGUAUAUUUAGUAUCGGACUAAUAAAAUUAUGAACAUGUGAGA